This is a messenger RNA of Perkinsus marinus ATCC 50983, 324 nucleotides long. RefSeq lists its product as hypothetical. Gene Ontology annotation, molecular function: protein binding. The record is from RefSeq and is a predicted model, not a curated record. The transcript is spliced from 3 exons. The annotation marks the transcript as partial. NCBI's taxonomy places the organism in Eukaryota, Perkinsozoa, Perkinsida, Perkinsidae.
CACUGGGCCGCCCAGAAGAACCAUUAUCGGAUAUGUCAGUACCUCCUGUACAAGGGGGCGGACCCGAAUGCCCCUGACAAUAGAGGGAGAACCCCAGUCGAAGUGGCUAGGAAUGUUGGUAACAGGAAGAUAGUACAAUUAUUCGAUCGUCACAGAGAAGCCCACGCGUUAGACGAGAGCAAUGAAGAAAGUGUUUAUAGAGAUGUUCCUGAGCAAUUCGCAGAGGCGUUGAGAGCAGUAGAUGCCCAUGGAUGGCAAGCCUUGAGGUGGGCUGAUGGUUGGACGGCACUACACUGGGCGGCUCAGGAGGGCCGCGCCGACAUA